AUGACCUUCUGAUGAAUAAAGGGACUAAGCUGAAUGAAAAUAAACUUUGUAAAUGAAAUUAGGGUGCACUAGUACUAUUUUGAGUUUGAGUUUUUCUUCGUCAAAUGAGUGUGGUUUUGUUGCACAUAGGGUUCAAAUCUCCCCAGUCAAGUGUGACUUCUCACUGGUCUAAUAUAUAGCACUACAUGCUUCUGCGCCAUCAGACACACUAUGAUGGACCCGAGAGCAUCUGGAAAGCUUCUGCUUGGACUAGUAAUGUUAGAGUCAUGGAUCGGAUUUAUUUAUACUCACACUGACCUGGAGCCUGUCCUACAUGAGACAUCUCUACUCAACCCCAAAGUAGCCAUUGCGAUUUUGGCUCGAAACAGCGAACACAGUCUUCCUUAUUUUUUAGGAUGCAUCGAGAGGCUGGAUUAUCCCAAGGACCGUAUCUCUAUCUGGGCUGCUACUGACCACAAUACUGACAACACCACUGGAAUGCUGCGUGAAUGGAUCGCUGGAGUGGAGGAUUUGUAUCAUUCGGUACAGCUGCACACCAUGGAGCAGGAGAAGAGUUCUUAUGUGGAUGAGCUGGGCCCCAAGCACUGGCCGGAGACUCGGUUCACUCAUGUGAUGAAGCUGAGGCAGGCGGCACUUAAAUCAGCCCGGGCGCAGUGGGCAGACUACGUCCUGUUCACAGACAGUGAUAACCUGCUUACAAACACACAAGUGCUGAAUCAACUGAUUUCUGAAAAUCGGACGCUGGUGGCUCCAAUGCUCGACUCAAGAACGCUCUAUUCAAACUUCUGGUGUGGCAUGACCUCACAGGGCUAUUAUAAGCGAACACCACAUUAUGUACCCAUUCGAACCUGGAAGCGAACCGGUUGUCACCCGGUUCCCAUGAUUCACUCCACAAUGUUGAUAGACCUGCGCCGCAGAGCUAGUGAAUUGCUGGCCUUUUACCCCGUGCACCAUCACUAUCUUUGGGCCCUCGAUGAUAUCAUGGCAUUUGCUUUUUCUGCAAGACAAACAGGUGUGCAGAUGUUCAUUUGCAACAGAGAGCAUUAUGGGUAUCUGCCACAGCCUCUGCAGAUGAAGCAGACGCUGGAGGAGGAAGUGGAGAGUUUUAGCCACACUGUCACUGAGGCGCUAGUUGACUUUAAAAUGGAAACUUCACAGUAUCUGCACAUUGUCUCCAAACCCAAAGACACCAUGGCUUUCAAUCAGGUCUACCUGAUCAAUCUGAAGCGUCGGGAAGAUCGUAGAGAUCGUAUGCUGCGCUCGCUGGAAGUCCUGGGCAUAGACGUCACCCUUACCGAUGCGGUGGAUGGCAAAGCCAUGAAUUCAACUCAGCUCAGGACUUUAGGAAUUGAGAUGCUUCCUGGUUUUAAAGAUCCGUACUCUGACCGAGUGCUGACUAAGGGGGAAAUUGGCUGCUUCCUUAGUCAUUAUAACAUCUGGAAAAAGGUGGUGGAGCUCCAGCAACAGCAGGUGCUUGUACUGGAGGACGAUGUCAGGUUUGAGACAAACUUUAAGAGCCGCCUCAACACCAUCAUGGAGGAUGUGAAGCGAUCAGGCCUCCAGUGGGACUUAAUUUAUGUGGGACGUAAGCGUUUGCAAAUCAAGCAUCCGGAGCGCUGGGUGGAGGGAGUGAAGAACCUGGUGAGCCCAGAUUACUCGUAUUGGACAUUGGGAUAUGCCCUUUCACUGCAAGGAGCAAAGAUACUUCUGGAAGCUCAGCCUCUCAGCAAGAUGCUGCCCGUUGACGAGUUUCUACCUGUUAUGUUCAACAAGCACCCCAAGAAGGAAUACAUGUCUCAUUUUCAAUUGAGAAACUUGAAGGCUUUCUCCGUUCAACCCUUGCUGCUGUUUCCCACACAUUACACUGGAGAAGCAGGCUAUUUCAGUGACACGGAGACCUCCAGCAUCUGGGAUGACGAGACCGUGUCCACUGACUGGGAUCGUAAUCGCAUCCGUGGAGGAAAAACCACCACAUCUGUCUCUGAGAGCAGCCCAAAGGAUGAACUCUGAAGCUAUCCUAUUGAGAGACUAUUUAAUUAUCUACAUUGACGACCGGGGGGAGUGCUUCGUAUAAUAGAUGCUUCAGUAAAUUAUGACUUAUUUAAAUUACAUCUAUUUCAAUAACAAAACGUAUUUAAGUUUUCAG
This is a messenger RNA of Danio rerio (zebrafish), 2146 nucleotides long. The record is from RefSeq and is a predicted model, not a curated record. Lineage: Eukaryota; Metazoa; Chordata; Actinopteri; Cypriniformes; Danionidae.